GGCGUCGAUAAGCACAUCAUCACCGACUUUGAAUGGAUGAUCCAUUCUCGAUCGGUUCGCACGUGCUGCCAUGCGAGUCUGGGAAGCGGCUAUGUGCUAAUGUGCGGUUUUCAUAAUCGACGUCAUGUGUGCAACCCAAUCAUCCAGCGCGGGACAACUCGUGUCAGGGUGCAUCUGGGACAGUUGAAGGAAGUUCGUGGGAACAUGAGGGUGAAAGCCGAGGUCGCAAUAGUAAGGCGACAUCCCCGUGGCUGGCGAGACGGCGUGGUUGUAGGCUAUCUCCGCGUGGGCAAGAUGAAGAUCCCACUGCUGGUCAUCACGAAUAAUAUUUCGAAGAAUCUCUCCGAGAGUCCUGUUCGUGAUCUCGGUCUGACCAUCAGUUUAAAGAUGGUGAGACGAGGAGAAGCGGAGCUGAGUGUCGUAUACCUCGUGGAGUCGUCGCCAGAAUCGGCUGGUAAAGCACGGGUCACGGUCAGAUAUGAUGCUCAGAGGUAAGCCAUGGUCACGCACGACUCGGUCGAACACGAUGUCGGCGACCUCAUGUGCACUGAUGGCAUAGCGGCACGGAACAAAGCGUGCACGCUUCG
Messenger RNA from Chara braunii, 587 nucleotides. NCBI's taxonomy places the organism in Eukaryota, Viridiplantae, Streptophyta, Charophyceae, Charales, Characeae. The record is from the annotation of a GenBank genome assembly.